Molecule: messenger RNA, 3533 nt
Organism: Olea europaea var. sylvestris
Lineage: Eukaryota; Viridiplantae; Streptophyta; Magnoliopsida; Lamiales; Oleaceae
Product: probable LRR receptor-like serine/threonine-protein kinase At1g06840
Exons: 20
Coding region: 535-3366 (943 amino acids)
Biological process (GO): protein phosphorylation
Molecular function (GO): ATP binding; protein kinase activity; protein binding
Source: RefSeq, a predicted model, not a curated record
AAAUUAAAAUCCACAUGGAUGAUCCUCUCUUCCUCUUCUUCUUUCUUCCCAUGCUUCUUUGUUUCUCUUUCUCUGGCGGCUCCAGAGAAUCCAGCUAGGGCGGAUCUUCUUCUUCUUUCUUCCCAUGCGUCUCUGUCUCUCUUCCUCCGGCAGCUCCGGCGAAUCCAGCUAGGGCGGCCGCCCUAGCUGGCGGACCCCUGGAUCCGCCCCUGUUUGAAAGUUUAAGCUGUUUAACACCAAACACAUUCUUAUCUAAAGUUUGCCUUUAACAUUCUUUUAAGUCCCUGGGUUUAAUUUAAUCGAAGGAAUAACGAUAAUAAAAAUUCAUCCCACUAGCCAUCCAUUACCAGUUUAUACAUUCGCAAAUCGUCCAUUAGACAAGCUGUUGAACCUCCUUUCAUUAGCCUCGCUUAGUUGUUUCUUCUAGUCUGUAAACCGCUUUGGACCAAAUUCUUCCUCAGUUUAUGUAUUUAUGUUUUUGUUGGAAGUUGGAAUAGACAUUUUAGCGUCUUCUUCUUGUUGUUUAACCUGCAGAUGGCUCAGAGAACAUUAUAUUUCAUAGCAAUAUUUCUCGCGUGUUUUUCUGCGCGACUUGCUUAUGCACAACAAAUCACAGAUCCCCGGGAAGUUUCCGCUUUACUAGCAGUUCGUAGCCACCUAACUGACCCAUUGAAAAAUCUCGGCAACUGGGAUAAGAAAAAAGACCCGGGUACCUCGAAUUGGAAGGGUGUGAUAUGCUACCCAAACUCAAGUGAUGGAUAUAUGCACAUUCAAGAAUUGCGUUUGAUGCAUACUAACCUCUCUGGUAUAUUAGCUCCUGAGCUGGGUCGGCUAGUUCAUAUGAAAAGAUUUGGCAGCAUUCCGAAGGAGAUUGGCAACAUUACUGCUCUUGAGCUCCUGCUUUUGAGUGGAAAUCAACUAUCGGGGCCAUUACCUGAUGAACUUGGUCAUCUUCCAAACUUGAAUAUAUUUCAGUUGGACCGGAACCAGUUCUCUGGAUCAAUCCCAAAAUCAUUUGUAAACUUGCUCAAAGUUCAACAUUUCCACAUGAACAACAAUUCACUUGGUGGCCAGCUUCCUCCUGAGCUUUCGGCCCUUCCUCUUCUUCAACACUUCCUUUUGGAUAACAACAAGUUAGCAGGACAUCUCCCACCAGAGUAUUCACAAAUGCCGAACUUGACAAUUCUUCAGCUUAACAAUAAUAACUUUGAGGGGAGUGUGAUUCCCGAUUCCUAUGGAAACAUGUCCAAGCUCAUAAAGUUGAGUCUAAGGAAUUGCAAUUUGCGAGGGAAAGUACCAGAUCUCAGUGGCAUACGAAGCCUUCUUUACUUAGAUCUUAGCAAGAAUCAACUUACUGGAAAUAUACCGGUAAACAGACUCUCUAACAAUAUCACAACCAUUAAUCUGUCGAAGAAUCAGCUUAAUGGAUCUAUUCCCUCCAAUUUCUCUGGACUUCCUCGUCUCCAGAAACUGAGGUUGAAUAAUAAUUUGCUGAGCGGAUCUGUUCCAUCUACCAUUUGGAAGGACAAAACUUUUACUUCUGACUCAAAACUUGAAAUAAAUUUUCAAGACAAUCUACUUUCGGAUAUUUCUGGUGUCCUGGAAGUCCCUCCAAAUGUGACACUAAAGCUUCAUGGAAAUCCUGUUUGUGAAAAUGCAAAUCAAAGGAACAUCGGUCUUCUUUGUGGGUCUGAUUACGAAGAUGAAGACACAGCCACCAUCGUGAACAAACAAGAGUUAAAUUGUCCAUCUUCUUGUCCUACUUAUUACGAACAUAUCCCAGGAUUACAAGCUAAUUGCAUUUGUGCAAAUCCUUUUGGGGUAGGACUCCGGCUGAGAAGUCCUAGCAUGUCCGACUUUCCUCCAUACCGAGAUCAAUUCAAUGAGUACAUAACAGGAAAUAUUAAGUUGUAUCCUUAUCAGCUUUUCAUUGACACACUAGCUUGGGAAGAGGGUCCUAGGCUAAGAAUGUUCUUGAAGUUCUUCCCUAAGAAUGAUUCUAAUGAAUUUAACAAAAGUGAGAUUCCACGGAUUGCAGACGUAUUUGCAACCUUCACUCUACCUGGGAAUGAUAAAUUUGGCCCUUAUGAACUGCUUAAUUUUACUGCCAAUGGAUCUUCUAUUAUUUAUUUUAAUGUGCAAUUCCCAUCUUUAAAGGGUAAAGGAAUGAGCAAAGGCGCCUUGGCUGGAAUCGUCUUGGGGUCCAUCUUGUGUGCCAGCAUGGUAUUUUUAGGUGUCGUACUUUUAUUCUUAAAGAAGAAUCAGCAGCUUCCACCCAAUGCUGUGAAAGAUAAAUCACUCGGAAAAGUUACAAUAAUAAUGGAUGGAGUGAAGGCAUUCAGCUUUAAAGAGUUGCAAGCAGCAACAAGCAGAUUUAGCAUUGCUACUCAAGUUGGCGAAGGAGGAUACGGAAAGGUCUUUAAAGGUACUUUAGCAGAUGGCACAGUUGUAGCUAUAAAGCGAGCACACCAAGGUUCUUUGCAGGGUGACAAAGAGUUCUACACCGAGAUAGAAAUCUUGUCUCGUUUACAUCACAGAAAUCUGGUUUCAUUGGUCGGAUAUUGUGAUGAGGACGACGAACAGAUGUUGGUAUAUGAGUUCAUGCCAAAUGGCUCAUUACAUGACCUCCUAUCUGCUAGAGAUAGAUCACCUCUAAGUUUUGCGACAAGAUUGCAUAUUGCACUAGGUUCGGCAAGAGGAAUUCUUUACCUCCAUAGAGAAGCUGAUCCUCCUAUCAUUCAUCGUGAUAUCAAGGCAAACAACAUAUUGUUGGACUCCAAGUGGACUGCCAAAGUAUCUGAUUUUGGAAUCUCAAGGCUUGCACCAGUAUCAGAUGUAAAAGAAGCUACAGAAGCACACAUCUCCACCAAUGUGAAAGGAACACCGGGUUAUCUUGAUCCAGAAUACUUUUUGACCCACAAGUUGACAGAGAAAAGCGAUGUUUAUAGCCUUGGUGUAGUAUUUCUAGAACUCUUAACAGGGAUGCAGCCUAUAUCUCAUGGAAGGAACCUUGUGAGAGAGGUUAACAUGGCAUGUCAAUCUGGAACGAUGUUUUCCAUCAUAGACGAGAGUAUGGGGCCAUAUCCUUUAGAGUGUAUAAAGAAAUUUAUGCAAUUGGCCAUCAGGUGUUCUCAAGAUGAAACAAAGGGUAGACCUUCUAUGUUGGAAGUGGUAAGAGAGCUCGAAAACAUAUCUUCAGUGCUUCCAGAAUGUGACAACACUGCAUUGGAGUUACACUUAAAUACUGUGACUUCUGAAUCCUCAGCCUCAGCCCCAUCUUCUUCAGUCUACUCUACUUAUGUCUCUAAGAAUCUCCCUGGAAGUAAUCUUGAUAGUGACGUCUUCCCUACCAUCAAGCCUCGUUGAUCAGUUCAAUAAUGAUCAUAGAUCAGUUGCACUCUGUCAAACAGUGAUUGUUUAAAAGAGACGAUAUUUCUUUUCAUUUAAUUCAAACUUGUACAUAUGGAUCUUAGCUUGUGAACUUUAACAAUGCCUUCGGGAUAAAGAAAAUGCUUUCUAUAAUUUUACUUUUA